UUGUUUUCAUUUUUAAUCCAUUACAGUUUCUACCAAAUGCGGGCGGAACGUGUCGAAUGGUUUGCCUACAGAGAUCCAUUUUUACCAGAAAUACAGGCACUGCUGAAGUUGGGCGUCUUUUUGCCCGUCGAUGGUGUGGAUUCAAAGAAUCGUAAGGUGGUGAUAAUACGCGCAGCCGUGCAUGAUCCCAAACAACAUUCCCAGAAUAACGUUUUUAAGGUUAGUAAAAUGGUCUUAGAUUUACUGCUCAAAUUCGAGCCAGACAAUUGUGGUCGUGGUAUUGUGGCUAUUUUCGACAUGGCUGGUGUACAGCUAGGACAUGCGCUGCAAUUGAAUCCACGAAUGAUAAAACAUUCCGUAGAGAGUUGGCAAGCUUACCCAUGCCAACCGAAGUUAUUGGAGUUCAUAAACGCGCCGACACAUGUGAAUAUCUUCUUGAACACUUUCAGAUUAUUUAUGACACCAAAGAUGCGAUCCCGCGUUGUUGUACAAAAACGUCUAACUACAGUGGAAUGUGAUGAAUUACCGAAAGAUUUAGGUGGCAACGGACCGAGUUACAAGGAACUUGGUAUCAAAUGGAAGCAACUCGUGGAGGAUAAUGUUGAUUUCUAUCAGGAAUAUGACAAGCACAAAAGUAUAUUGGCAACAUGAAGAUGCUCAACGAAUCCAUGAAUGGAUAUUAUACAAAUUAAGUAGGCUAUAUAUAUAUGUAUGUAUAUGGGUAUCCGAUAAGCUAUAGAUUAAUUACAUAAA
Rhagoletis pomonella (apple maggot) is the source of this 753-nucleotide messenger RNA. RefSeq names its product retinol-binding protein pinta (gene pinta). The coding region runs from base 37 to 651 and encodes 204 amino acids. Gene Ontology annotation, cellular component: membrane. The record is from RefSeq and is a predicted model, not a curated record. Gene Ontology annotation, molecular function: phosphatidylinositol bisphosphate binding. The transcript has 3 exons. Lineage: Eukaryota; Metazoa; Arthropoda; Insecta; Diptera; Tephritidae.